This is a messenger RNA of Colletotrichum spaethianum, 285 nucleotides long. RefSeq names its product FAD-binding monooxygenase aflW. The transcript has a single exon. Bases 1 to 285 code for a protein of 94 amino acids. The record is from RefSeq and is a predicted model, not a curated record. Lineage: Eukaryota; Fungi; Ascomycota; Sordariomycetes; Glomerellales; Glomerellaceae.
AUGCUCUACAGACGCCUGACCCCUGGUGACGGCUACCUCGAAGCCCUCAUCAAACCCAAUGUCGAAUGCAUCUUUGGCGAAAUAGCCCGCAUCACAGAGACGGGCCUUGAUAUGACUGAAGGCUCUAGCCACGUGGUGGAUAUGAUCAUCUGUGCGACAGGAUAUGACAUGGCGUGGACGCCACACUUCAAACUUGUGGGACGCAACGGGCGGGACAUCAAGAACGCGUGGUUCUCAAUACCCAAGUGCUACCUGGGCAUGGCUGCGCCCGGAUUUCCCCACUAA